UCACUUGAGUUCGUUCGCCUGGUCGACAACAGCGGAGAAAGCGAAGCGAGACGAGAAGAGUAGAGAGUGAGGAGCGCGAAGAAUCCGAAUCCCGGCGAAUCCGUAUCCCGAGAAACCCCCAGGAUCCGUACUACCAAAGUUAUCGCCGCGGACUCAGUUGCCCAGAAUCCCGAACCACACGCAAACAUGUGCCUUUCAUCCCCGAUUCCCGGCCAGAAACAGGCGCAGUCUGUGGGACAUUGCAACGGAUCCUGCAGCCUGGACAGGAAUGGGAACCGCAGCACCACCACUGUCCCCAAUGGAGGAGAGCUGAAGCACAGAGGCCAUGCCACAGACGCUACAUCACACACCCUGGUCACAGACGAGGACAAUCUGGGGUACAAGGAGGAGAACGCGGUCUACAAGGAGCAGCAGCUGCUGCAGCAACAGGACCAGAAGCUGAAGGAGUCGGAGCAGCAGCAGGAGGAGCAGGAGGAGGAGUACAAUCCGCAGAUCAGAUGGCCCGAUCUGGGGGCCCAGACCUUCCUGCACGUCGGUGCCCUCUACGGACUGUACCAGCUCUUCUACGCGAACUUCUACACAUUCCUCUGGGUGGUGGUCACCGUCUGGGUCUCCGGCAUCGGCAUCACGGCGGGAGCCCAUCGCCUCUGGUCCCACAAAUCCUACACCGCCUCGCUGCCCCUGAGGAUUCUGCUCGCCUUUGCCUUUUCCAUCGCCGGCCAGAGAGAUGCCUACACGUGGGCGCUUGAUCACAGGAUACAUCACAAGUUCUCGGAGACGGAUGCCGAUCCUCACAAUGCGAAGCGUGGUUUCUUCUUCGCCCACGUGGGCUGGCUCUUCCUCACGCCGCAUCCCAAGGUGGUGGCCAAGCGGAAGGUCAUCGACAUGUCCGACCUGGAGGCGGAUGCCGUCUGCAUGUUCCAGCGCAAGUACUACAUACCGCUCUUCGCGCUCUGCUCCAUCGUCCUGCCGGUGGCUGUGCCCUGGUACUUCUGGAACGAGAACCUCUGGAUGUCGUUCUGGAUCAACUUCAACAUGCGCUUCACCUGGACCCUCAACGUCGCCUUCUUCGUGAACAGCGUGGCGCACAUGUACGGCAACAAGCCGUACGACAAGAACCUCAUGUCCACCGAGGCGCCCAUCGUCUCCCUGCUGGCCAUGGGAGAGGGAUGGCACAACUACCACCACGUCUUCCCCUGGGACUACAAGACGGGCGAGUUCGGCAACUACAGCCUCAACAUCACCACCGGCUUCAUCGACUUUUGCGCCUGGCUGGGCCUGGCCAAAGGACGUAAAUCGGUAUCCCCUGACAUGGUCUUGAGGAGAGCCAAGAAGUGCGGCGAUGGAACUCGCUUCCUGGACGAUGACCAUGCCCACAAGGAUUCGGUGUGGGGCUUCGGGGACAAGGACAUUCCUCGAGAGGAUAUCGUGGAGCUGGCCAAGAUGCAGAACUGAGCUAGGCCGUGUAUUAUGUUUUCAGCCUGUGGUUUUCGUAGUAUUAAGUUGUAGCACCAAGCCAUGCCUUAUGCUCUGUUUUUUAUCGGGGACUGAGUCUUCAUAUGUGACUCCGGUCUUCUAAACUAGGCUAUGACCCAUCACCCAUCACCCACCACCCACCACCCAACCCAUCCCAUGCCAACCCGGAUCACUCGGAUCUCUGGGAUCGCCGCAUAGGCAAGCUAAUCUCCCAUCGUUGCUUUCGUUACUUACCUGCGGGUCAAUAAACUAUGUUUUGUAUUAUAACACCA
This is a messenger RNA of Drosophila teissieri, 1748 nucleotides long. RefSeq names its product acyl-CoA Delta-12 desaturase. Bases 187 to 1455 code for a protein of 422 amino acids. Gene Ontology annotation, molecular function: stearoyl-CoA 9-desaturase activity; iron ion binding. NCBI's taxonomy places the organism in Eukaryota, Metazoa, Arthropoda, Insecta, Diptera, Drosophilidae. The record is from RefSeq and is a predicted model, not a curated record. Gene Ontology annotation, biological process: unsaturated fatty acid biosynthetic process. Gene Ontology annotation, cellular component: endoplasmic reticulum membrane. The transcript has 6 exons.